GGCUUCGUUGCCGGUUUCUCCUCCAGUAACCUCGGCGACGUCACUCCGAACACUCGAGGACCUCGCUGUGUGAACACCGGACUGCCCUGCGACUACCUGAACAGCUCCUGUCCUGUAGGAGGGACUAAGAUGUGUAAGGCGUUCGGACCUGGAGAAGACAUGUUCGACAGCACAAGGAUCAUCGGACACAACAUCUACAGCAAGGCUAAGGAGCUGUAUGCUAACGCAGUCGAAGAGGUGACUGGCUUCCUUCACUCCGCCCACCAGUGGGUCAACAUGACAAAUGUUACUGUUCAGAUCAACGACACACACACGGUCAGUACAUGUAAACCAGCUCUGGGUCACAGUUUUGCAGCAGGAACAACAGAUGGAGGAGGAGACCUGAACUUCACUCAGGGCGCGGUGGAAGGCGACCCGUUCUGGGACGGGAUCAGAGACGCUCUCCUGGGGGAGCCGUCCAAUCAGACGCAGGAGUGUCAUCAUCCCAAACCGAUCCUGUUCAGCACUGGGGAGAUGAACUGGCCUCUGCCGUGGCAUCCUCAGAUUGUCGACGUCCAGAUCAUCACCAUCGGUUCUGUAGCUGUCGUAGCUGUUCCUGGAGAGAUGACCACCAUGUCGGGGAGGAGGCUGAGAGAAACGGUCAAACAGGAACUCGAGUCCGAGGGGGCGUUCAAGGACACAGAGGUGGUGAUCGCUGGCCUGAGUAACAUCUACACUCACUACAUCACCACCUACGAGGAGUAUCAGGUUCAGAGGUAUGAAGGAGCCUCCACCAUCUACGGUCCGCACACGCUCAGUGCCUACCUGCAAAAGUACAAAGGCCUGGCCAGAGCAAUCGCACAGGAUCGAGUGUCAGAGCUGCCCGCCGGCCCUCAGCCUCCCUUCUUUCAGAAACUCUUCAAUCUGAUGCCUGCGGCCCCCGUUGACAGAAAACCGGUGAACAGCAGCUUUGGAGACGUCCUGCAGCAGGUGUACCCCGUCUACAGACAGGGCGAUGUUGUCUCCGUCACGUUCGUAGCAGGAAAUCCUAGACAUUCUGGAGACAUCAGAGAUAAAACUUUCAUUACUGUGGAGAUUUAUGACAACAGAACAGAAACCUGGAAUGUUGUCUACACUGAUGCAUCAUGGGAGACCAGGUUUCACUGGCUGAAGGGUUCAAACCAGCAGAGUAACUCCACGGUCGAGUGGCACAUUCCCCCGUCGGCCCCCAGCGGUUCCUACAGGAUCAGACACUUCGGGCACUACAAGCAGCUGAAAGGCCUGCGGCCCGUCAUCACACCGUACGAAGGCAUAUCCGACGUCUUCAGAGUCGCCCACAGCUUUUACUAUCAGUGAGGUCAGCACCUCCUCCGAGGUCCCAGCUCCUGAUCGUCGAGGAGCAGAAAACCAAGAUGACAUUCCAGGACCUUUCUUCAACAGCUCUGACCUGAAACUUGUGAAUUUGUUGGGUUUUAGGAUCAAAUCAACAGUUUCAUCCUGCGGAAAUAAAAUACAGAUCAUGCCUCGUG
Molecule: messenger RNA, 1508 nt
Organism: Micropterus salmoides (largemouth bass)
Lineage: Eukaryota; Metazoa; Chordata; Actinopteri; Centrarchiformes; Centrarchidae
Product: neutral ceramidase-like
Exons: 13
Coding region: 130-1335 (401 amino acids)
Biological process (GO): sphingosine biosynthetic process; ceramide catabolic process; long-chain fatty acid biosynthetic process
Cellular component (GO): extracellular region
Molecular function (GO): N-acylsphingosine amidohydrolase activity
Source: RefSeq, a predicted model, not a curated record